Messenger RNA from Ceratitis capitata (Mediterranean fruit fly), 3447 nucleotides. RefSeq names its product vesicular acetylcholine transporter (gene VAChT). The transcript has 2 exons. The record is from RefSeq and is a predicted model, not a curated record. Bases 882 to 2702 code for a protein of 606 amino acids. Gene Ontology annotation, cellular component: AP-1 adaptor complex; membrane; AP-2 adaptor complex. Gene Ontology annotation, biological process: xenobiotic transport; transmembrane transport; chemical synaptic transmission. Gene Ontology annotation, molecular function: xenobiotic transmembrane transporter activity; acetylcholine transmembrane transporter activity. Lineage: Eukaryota; Metazoa; Arthropoda; Insecta; Diptera; Tephritidae.
GCGAAGCUUCUCCAUCGGCAGUGGCCCGAAUUCGCCACAACGCGUAGUCUCAAAUCUACGCGGUUAUCUAACACAUCGCCUCAGUAAUAUCACACCGAGCGAUACAGGUUGUCCAGACGGUUGCCAACGAAUCGAGUGAAAUGUAAAGCAAAAUCCACACCACAAACUCACCCGAGAAGCAAGCAAAGCGUAAAAGCAAAAAGUGCGGAGUGAGGACAGAAAAGACAAGAGAGAAGAGACAAGAGAGAAGAGGGGAGAGUGAGACCGCAAGGCACGCACAGGCAGAGUAAACCACCGCCGCCAGGGGAGAAAAAGUUUAGUUUGAGCAACGGAAAAACAAAGUAAAAACGUAAGCAAACACACACACAUACACCAACACAAUGUGCCUGUUGAAGACAACAACUAAAACAAAAAGGAUCAACGCGAAAUUCCUUAGCAACACAACGAGAAGAGAAAAUGAGUGGAGGUGCAGACAGUAGUUUGGUGUGAAGAAAUUUUGGAGAAAACUUUCAGCUGAAGAGUAAAUUGACGAAAAACUCGCAAACUAUAUCACAACAAAAACAACAAAACGAAUAGCAACAUCAAACAACAAAUAAAUUGAAAUGCAAAAAAAAUGUGCUUAAAAGUUGCAAAAGUAACUGGAAACGUUUGGACUACAAAUUAUAAAACAACUACAACAACAGCAGCAACAACAAAGUACUUGGAUUUAAAAAGGGAUAGUAAAAGCGUAUAACAGUUGUAAGUAACAUUCAAGUGAAACACCACAAGCUACACCAAACAAGUACAAAGUAACAAAAAGAACAACAACAACAACAACAUAUAGAAAAAAUUUCACAACUUUCACAUCCAUCUUUCCAAGAAGUCCCUCCGUAACAACCAAAAUGGCUGGCUCCUUUCAAAUACCGCUAAUCAAUCUCGAGUUGCGCGAAGUCAAAGAGAUUGUUUGGGAGAAAAUCCAAGAGCCCGUCAAUCAGCGUCGUCUCAUCUUGGUUAUCGUUUCAAUCGCGCUGCUCUUGGACAACAUGUUGUAUAUGGUUAUCGUGCCGAUUAUACCAGAUUAUUUACGUGAAAUCGGUGGUUUCGAUGAGGAUUUGGCACCGCUGCUGCGUGAUAAUCGCACAGGUCAAAUAAUACCCGUACAUCAUGAUCAUCAUGGUCAAGACUCGGCGACCGGCAUUUUGUUCGCUUCGAAGGCGAUCGUACAGCUAAUGGUGAAUCCCUUCUCUGGCGGCCUAAUCGAUCGUAUUGGCUAUGAUUUGCCCAUGAUGAUUGGUCUAACCAUAAUGUUCUUCUCAACAGCGAUGUUCGCCUGCGGCCGCAGUUAUAGUCUGCUCUUUUUUGCACGUUCGCUACAAGGUGCGGGUUCAGCUUUCGCAGAUACAUCGGGUUUGGCUAUGAUAGCCGAUCGUUUUACGGAGGAAAAUGAACGUUCGCAGGCAUUGGGUAUUGCGUUAGCUUUCAUCAGUUUCGGUUGUUUGGUGGCGCCACCUUUCGGCGGUGCACUGUAUCAAUUUGCAGGCAAAGAGGUGCCGUUUCUCAUUUUAGCGCUCGUCUGUCUCUUGGACGGUCUAAUGUUGUUGCUCGUUAUGAAACCGGUCAAAGAUCAAAUAAGACAAAGUAAAGAGGUGCAACAGCAAUCGAUACCAAUUUGGCGUUUGCUUAUGGAUCCAUACAUUGCAGUCUGCGCCGGUGCGCUGACUAUGUCGAAUGUGGCAUUAGCUUUUCUCGAGCCCACCAUUUCGCUGUGGAUGGAGGAUAAUCUAACAACGGACAAUUGGAAAAUCGGCAUGGUGUGGCUGCCAGCCUUCUUUCCGCACGUGCUCGGCGUUGUUAUCACUGUGAAAAUGGCGAGAAAAUAUCCACACCAUCAAUGGCUUAUGGCCGCUGUUGGCCUGGCGCUUGAGGGUUUCUCCUGCUUCAUCAUACCCUUCUCCAGCUCGUACAAAGUACUUAUGAUACCGAUUUGUAUUAUCUGCUUUGGUAUUGCACUCAUCGAUACUGCCCUUCUACCCACGCUCGGCUACUUAGUGGAUGUGCGUUAUGUAUCUGUGUACGGUAGUAUUUACGCCAUUGCCGAUAUCUCGUAUUCGAUCGCCUAUGCUGUCGGUCCGAUUAUUGCUGGCGGUGUGGUAGAAGCGAUCGGUUUCACGGCGCUCAAUUUCAUUAUUGCCUUCUCCAAUCUACUCUACGUGCCCAUGUUGCGCAAGCUACGUAACAUUUACGAUUUCAAGCCAUUCGAGAAUGAAGCCAACAUACUAAUGCAAGAUCCACCGAACAAAGAGUAUCAGACGUAUGUGAUGCAUGAUCAAAAGCCAGUUGAUGGUGAUUUCAAAAAUCAUCUCGAAUAUGGUCAACAAUAUCAGCAGGAGCAGGAGUCCAAUGUGGACGAUACAAAUUAUGAUUACCAACAACAGGGUGGUUAUCAGCAAGCUGGCGGCGGUGUUGGUUAUCAGCAAAAUCAGGGUUAUCAGCAACAACAACAGCAGCAACAACAGCAACAAUAUCAGCCGGGCUAUCAGGAGCAGGGUGGUAAUUAUCAACAGGAAACGCGACAUCUUCCACAACAACGCGUCGCAAAUCCAUUUCAGCAGCAGCAACAGCAACAGCAACAACAACAGCAGCAACAGCAAAUGAAUGAAGGCGUUGGCGGGAGUAGAGGAGCACCAGCUGGUCCAGCGAAUCCAUUCAGACAAGGAUUUUAAGAUGUUGUCUUACGCAAAACUAGCGGUAAUCUAUGUUUGUUUUUAUAUCUUUGAUUGCAUUGUUUAUGUAUUUCGUUGAUUAUAUAUCCUAGCUAAAAAAGAAAAUACUAGAUAUAUUGUGUACUUUGUUGUUGUGGCUAAUAGGUAUUAAUAAAAUAUAAAAACUGAUACAUACAAAACAUACAUUAAAGUAAAGAUGGAAAAAGGCGUUUAGUGAAAUUGAAAAAAAAUAUAUAUACAUACAUAGACAUAUUGCGAACUGAGUAUAGAAUAUUUAUGUGGAGUGUACUCUAUAAGCAGUAAAAGCAGAAACAAAAUACACACACAAGCGUACUACAUACAUUUCAAAAUGUCUAUGCGUAUAUGUAUAGCGAAGCAAGCAUAUACAUAUAUAAAAAAAAACAGAAGAUUAGAUAACUAAAUUUCAAAAAUAGUUAAAAGAAAAGUGCACUACAAACAACUUAACUUUUGUAUUGUAUUAUACACUGAGAAAAAUUCUAUUCAUAAUUAACAUAGGCAUAAACUGUAUUAAUACAAAGCGAUGUAAGCCAGCAAUACAAACACAUAUAAAACUACGUAUAAGUAAAACAGGAAAAAAGCUAAUGUAUAAAGUAUAAAGUGGAGAGUUGUUGUACAUAAAGCUUUGCUGCAUACUUACUAAUAUACAAAACGAAUAUUUUGAAGCACAAAUUCUUGAUAUAAAUUAUUUAUUUUUUUAUAAAUUGUUUAGUGUUUAAUGUAUGAA